Penicillium malachiteum is the source of this 1071-nucleotide messenger RNA. RefSeq names its product acyl-CoA thioesterase. Bases 1 to 1071 code for a protein of 356 amino acids. Gene Ontology annotation, molecular function: fatty acyl-CoA hydrolase activity. Lineage: Eukaryota; Fungi; Ascomycota; Eurotiomycetes; Eurotiales; Aspergillaceae. The transcript has 2 exons. Gene Ontology annotation, cellular component: peroxisomal matrix. The record is from RefSeq and is a predicted model, not a curated record. Gene Ontology annotation, biological process: fatty acid catabolic process; acyl-CoA metabolic process.
AUGAGGGAAUCCCCGUCUUCUUUUGCGGCGCUAAUGGCGCUACAACGACUUGAUGACACUGAGGUCAACAAGAGCAGCAGUGACCCUGAGAGAAUUGAGCAAUUUCAGUCUCUAGCUGCUCCUUAUCCUCCCGGCCUCGGCAAUCGAGCAUUUGGAGGACAUGUCUACGCUCAAUCUGCUUAUGCCGCCUCGAAGACAGUUGAGAAAGGGUUUGUUAUUCAUGCUAUUACGGGAUCAUUCAUAGUAGGUGGACGCUUGGAUAUUCCGUACAUAUACACAAUUCGACAUGUCCGAGAUGGAUAUAUGUACUCCACGCGCGCAGUUGAUGCCCGGCAAGACGGCAAGAUAUGCUUUUCAUGCUUAUGUUCAUUCAAGCGUGAUGAGGGAUUCCAAGAUUAUCAACAUCAACCACCAGCUGUACAAGACCGCUAUCGGGAUAUUCUAUCCGCAAAGCGACCUGAAGAGCAGGAUAUAAGUCAUAGUGUUGAUGUGGAUUGGUGGAUUGAAGCAGCGGACAAGGGUGAUAUCACCGAAAAGAAAUUCCCUGGGCUUGAUGUACGCAAAGUUGACAUGCAAAAUUUCAACAAAAGCGAGGAAAUUAAAUCAAACCCCGAAAAAUAUCGUCAGUUGAUGCAUUAUUGUCUCAAAGGGUCCCCAGAUGAACAAGCCGAUGCGACACUUGAGGAAAUUAGAGAACGAGAACUUGCUGGAGAGUAUGAUAAUCUCUACGCAUGCGCCCAUAUGUACGCAAGCGACAAGAAUUCUCUUUUAUUGAUUCCGCGCGCUUUGGGUUUCACGCGUUGGGCAGAAAUGGGCAGUCUAAGUCUAACUGUGAUUGUACAUCGUCAUGGAAAUCCGCUCCGCAUGAUUGAUUGGGAUGCAGUCUCCAAGAAUGGUGACUCUAGUUUGCAGAUGAAGUGGUUUAUUCAAGAAGGAUGGUCACCCCAAUCAGCAGAGAAUCGAGUUGUGCACGAGAGCCACUUAUGGAAUCAUGAUGGCAAAUUGAUUGCAACCUCAAUGCAAGAUGGUAUGUUGCGGGUACAAAAAUUGUCAAGCAGAGGAAAACUAUGA